GUAUUUUUCUUAUCUAAUCUCAUUCAAUUAAGUUAACAAUUUAAAAUCAACUUUCAUCGACAAUAUAAAUGCACCUAACCGAUGCAUUUUACACAUCACAAUACGUUUAAAACAAACAGCAUUAACAAUCCCAAUAAAAGCGACCGAUCAUAAUGUUGAAAUUAUUAUUCUUGCUUCCUUUAAUGGCUGUUUUUGCUUACGAUGCAUCAGUCGUACUAAAUCCUAGAAUUGUGGGUGGAAGAAAUGCUAAGCCCGGUGAAAUUCCAUAUCAGGUUUCUCUCCAAACCAUCAAAUCGGGACAUCACUUCUGCGGCGGAGUUGUACUUAACAAAAACUACGUACUAACCGCCGCUCACUGUGCGUCAGGCAAAGAUGUUAAGACGAUUUCAGCCACUGUGGGAACGACGGACUUACGAAGACCGUAUGCGGUGCGCCUAAUUGAAUCCUCUUACGUACACAAGCAAUACGAUCGCAAUAAUUCCUGGAUUAACGACAUUGCAUUACUCAAGCUUAAAUCUCCAUUUGUAUUUUCCACUCUGGUAUCCCCCGUCGCAUUGCCGGAACAAAAUCAAACUGUAAAAACCGGCGGGCUAGCAAUCGUGUCGGGUUUCGGCAGAUUAUGGCAUGACGGGAACAGAACCACAGAGCUGAAUCUCGCGAGUAUCAAAAUAGCUGAUCAGGCUUACUGCAGAUUUAUGUAUCAGAAUCGAUCGAAAAACAUCUUCGACACGCAAAUCUGUGCAAACGAGCCGACUGUGGAAAGGGGUUCGUGCAAGGGCGAUUCCGGCGGUCCUCUCACUGUGGAUGGAAAACUCGUAGGACUCGUCUCGUGGUCACAUCGCUGCUCUGACACGAUAUAUCCUUCCGUGUACACGCGGGUUCCGUCGUACGUCGAUUGGAUUAAAAAACACGCGGUGUAAAAUUUGGAACGCAGAAAUCAAUUUUAAUAUCUAACGACGUAAAUGAGAAUCAAAUUAAUUUGCAUUAUUAUAUUUAAAUACUGUAUAAGUACAAAAUUUUCUCUUGGAACAUGUAUUAUAUAUAUAAUACACGUAUCACACUUACAUUACUUCAAGAAAAGAUAACAUGAAAACUAAUAUCACAACAUGCGAUUAUUUAAACAUUGAUAUUUGGCAAGCAAACAACGCGACGAGCGUGAGUUUGAAACAAUUAUUCAGAUAAAUUGUAAAUAUUAUAUACACACACCGUACGUAUCUUGUAAUCUCUCUGCAGUCUCUCGGAUUCUCCAAUAAUAAACGAAUCGAAAAAAGGAAGUAGGUCAAUCAAAGCAAAUCCAUUUAACUAUUCCGAAAAUGUACGCCAAACGUACGAAAUUGUUUCGGAGAAUUAUUUCAGAGAAAUAAUUCACGUUUCUCUCGAAAAUAAAUAAAAGAACUAUUUGCA
This is a messenger RNA of Linepithema humile (Argentine ant), 1404 nucleotides long. Its product is annotated as chymotrypsin-2-like. The record is from RefSeq and is a predicted model, not a curated record. Gene Ontology annotation, biological process: proteolysis. Lineage: Eukaryota; Metazoa; Arthropoda; Insecta; Hymenoptera; Formicidae. Gene Ontology annotation, molecular function: serine-type endopeptidase activity.